Molecule: messenger RNA, 1867 nt
Organism: Andrographis paniculata
Lineage: Eukaryota; Viridiplantae; Streptophyta; Magnoliopsida; Lamiales; Acanthaceae
Exons: 7
Coding region: 73-1581 (502 amino acids)
Source: RefSeq, a predicted model, not a curated record
UCUCCUUCUACUCUUCCUGUUCCAGAUCCCGCACCUGUGGUUUCUUCGAGAAUUUGAAUCGACGGCGUGAUUAUGGGGAAACAGAGCAAGUCGAAGAAGACGGAAAUAGUAGGUAAGGGGAAGGUAACGCCAGUUCAGAUCGCCUUCAUUGUCGAUCGCUACCUUUCUGACAACGGCUUUGCUAAAACGCGAACCACUUUCCGCUCCGAAGCGGCCAAUCUGAUUUCCAAGUCGCCCGUCGAAGAAGCUCCGAAGAGCUUGUUGAGUUUGGGGGCGAUUUUGGACGAGUACAUAACGUUGAAGGAGCAUAAAGUUUGGGUGGAGCAAGAACGAUGCCGUUUAGAACAGGAGAAGCUGCGGGUACAGAAUUUGCUUAGCGGAUUGCAGGAUGCAAUGAAUUCUUACAAUGCCAGCGGGAACAACGUUGUUACUCCUCCCCCACCACUGCCUCCACCUGUUGCUCCGUCCGGAUCUACGGUUUCUCAGGCUGAGCGUGUUGCUCUGACACCCGCAGGCUCCUAUGCUAUGCACACGAGUCCUGCAAUCAUGUCUACAUCGAAGCCCUUGAACACAAAUAGGGAUCCUACUGUUUUUUCGACUCCAAUUAUGUAUAAUACAACCACCAAAAGAAAAGGCACUAGAGAUGCCUCAAACGCUCCUGUUAAUUCUAAGAGAUCUCGAAGGAGUAUACAACCCAAAGAUGCCAACCUAGUUGCACAAACAAGUAAUUCAGGGAUGAAUCAAGAAAAGUUUCAGAUGAGUUCUGAUGUCCAAAUUAUUGCCUAUAGUAAUGCCUCUGCCGGGGCACAGGUCCAUGGUUCUAAUGUUGUUAAGCGUCUGUUCAAUAAAGAAACUGAUUCUCCUUCUCCGACAACUAAUACCUCUGUCCCUAAAACACCUCCGCUGGCAUCUUCACAAACUGAAAAGUCCAGUUCUCCAAUUGACAUUUGUUCGGCUGGAACUUCCAAUAAUGGCGUGCCUCAACAGAUUGUGUCUGCUAACCGUACAAUAAUCUCUUCUGAGACAAUCAGAGUUAGUCCUACUAAGCAAGUUUCAUACUAUACGAUCGAGAAAAGCAGCAUUUCAGCAUGCUCGCCUCUAAAAAAAUGCUCACCACUUAAGAGGUCUAAUGUGAAGGAUCAUGUUAAAGGCAGGCUGGAUUUUGGUACCUGUGAAAUGCCGGCGAUCACAGAGAACCAAAUGUCUGACUAUAACACAUCUGAAUCUGAAAAGGAAGGGAACAUUCUUGACCUGGGUUUUGGAGAUUUGGAUACUUUUGAUUUGGACUUCAACUUCUCAGAGUUUCUAGAAAAUUUUGAUCUUGGAACUGAUGGGAUGUGCUUGUCUUCGGAGCAAGGUCUAGCUUCUUCACCAGAUUCUAUCUCAGGGUCACCAUCUACAACAGGAAAUCCUGAAAUGAAUACUACACCAUUCUCCUCAAACAUGACAGGAAUGUAUGCAGAUGAAGGCAUAAAUUUUGCAGUUGCAGGGCCAGAGUCAAUUGAAGCUUUCCAGUCUGUCACAAAAUGCAUAAGAAUUGUUAGUCCUGUUAAAAGCAAGAGGUGCAAUUUGGAUCAGUGAACCAUGGCCUGAUAGCAAGUUAGCAAUUGACUAGGGAUACUUCAAAUGACCCUUUUAGCUGAAGAAAUACACAAACAUUGGCAACCAACAUUAUAUACUCAAUUAUUUCAUUUCUUCCAGGCCCAGAAUUGCUAGUACUAAUGUAUUUUUUAGUGUAUUUUGUAAAAUAAAUUAAUUUAAAUUUAUCUCCUUGUUAUAUAGGUUGUAACUUGUAACCAUAGUUGGGGUUUGUUAUACAAGAGUAUGUAGGAAAGGAAACCAAUGUUUUGCUGACUAAUGAUUAAUG